CUCUGCUUUCACCCACCUGUUUAUUGGUCAGAGUCCAAAAUAAACGUAUAUGUCUGCAGUUUCAGAUAUAUAAACCAGCACACGUCAGACCUAGACAGACUUAGCAACUUAAACCUAUGAUGCUGUCAUUGCUGUUGCUGCUGGCUCUGGCCUCAGCCAGUCCUCAAGACAUGGUGAAGAAGCCCUCAGAGGACAGACAUGUGACCUCUCUGAACCCAGAUCUGGAGGACAGAGCUCCUGAAAUGACGGACAUCUCAGUUAACACAUCAGUAUAUCAACAUCUUCUGUUUCCUGCCAAGAUGAAACAGAAAAGGCAGGCGUAUGAUAAUAUGGGCAAAGUAAAAUGGCAGACCUGGAAUGGUGACCUCCCUGCUGGAGUAGAGUUUAUUUGGAACCCAGAUGAAAAACGUAUUGACUAUGUCUGCAAACAUGGAUGCCAUGCUGGCUUCUACACCCCUAGGUUGGGAGGUUUCUGCCACUAUCCCUAUGGCGACAAAGAGUAUCGUACGGAGUCAUUUGAUAUCCUUGUGAAUAACAACUACUUUGAGCUCCUGGAGUGGAAGGAAGGUUCCUUUGGUUCAGUGCCCGAAAAUGCAGUUAGAACAUGUUCUAGUGAUGAGCUUUAUGUUGGAAAAAACAAGUAUGGUCUAGGUAAAGUGCAUCCUAGGAACAGGGCAUUUUAUCUUCCUUGGGGAGGUAAAGAAUAUUGGUAUUGGUACUAUGAGGUGCUGACCAUCAAAAGGGAUUAUAGCAAUGAGCUCAUCCAUUACGUCGAGUAUAAAAUUAAUGAUACUAAAAUGAUCCGGAAUCCUCCAUCGACCUUGGCCGUCUCUAGAUUUUCUAACAAUGGAUGCAAUCCAGUGACAAAGACAGUUACUCUUUCAGAGAGCGUUUCAGAUGAUAAAUGGUGGGAUGUUGGCUUUCUUCCCUUUUCUGAUGCCCCUAAGACCUUUCAGGCAAAGAUCCCUAACUUGGAAUCUGGAACAAUUGUGGUUAGCAAUAUUGACACAAUAUUAAGCUUUUCAGAAGUGCCAACUGAUACAAGAGAGUUCAGGCACUCUGCUAAAGUACAAGUCUCCAUCCCACCAAACAGCUACUGCACAGUCAAAAUGCUGGCUUACAAGUACAAUGUAAACAUCCCUUUUAUAGCUUCACUUACACGAUUCUUCAAAAAGGGGUAUAUGAUUGUACCCAUCUCAGGGACAUUUAAGGGCAUCAUGGUUGGAGAGGUCAGUGCUGUGGUAGAAAGGUGUGCUCGCCUAAGUUCUGCACAGCCUUGCCCAUCAUAGACAUAAUAACAAAGUUGUAACCAAUUGUAGACAAUUUUGUUGCUUAAAUGUGCAAUAGAAAGAAAAUCAAUAUUGAAUGGAUUAAACUGUAAAGCAAAACUUAAUAUUGCAUGUUUAACACAAACAGAAAUAAAAGUGUC
Molecule: messenger RNA, 1429 nt
Organism: Oreochromis aureus
Lineage: Eukaryota; Metazoa; Chordata; Actinopteri; Cichliformes; Cichlidae
Product: natterin-3-like
Exons: 3
Coding region: 117-1289 (390 amino acids)
Source: RefSeq, a predicted model, not a curated record